AACUAUAACAGAUAAGCGAACAAUUAUGACUUAUUCUUAUAUAGUUCUUUAGUAAUUCUAACAUUUCCGAAAGUACAAGCAGUGCAUCCCGGGCAUGUCCAACAAGUGGUUAAGCAAACGCGUAUUUGUUAAUUGGUAUUAAUACCGAAAGUCGACAAAUAAUAGUGUACGAAUACUUACACUUGCAUAAACAUGCGUCGUAAUUAAGCGUCUGAACUAUUAACAAUUACGUGCAUACAAAAUUUUGAAGAUUAAAACGAAUACCGGUAUACCAGAACAAUGAACACUUGACGCUACGACGCACUUACACAAAAAGCAAAUGGACGACGUUCGAGCCAACAGAGUAAGGGGAGGAGGUCACGUGACCGCGAGUUUCACUAUUCCUUGAUGUGCGGCGCUGGGACGAAAUUCCUCAAAUGUCACAACACAGUAACACUGUGGCAUUAGCCUCUUGGUGCAGCAAUGUCACACUAUUUGCAUAUACCAUAAGCUGAUUUCAUUUGGGAAUAUGAAUUUAUUAACUUGCGCGAACAACUUAUUAGCAUGAUAGAUUUAAGCACCUUGACAGAUGUUACUUACGGAAUAACUGAUUCGCUAUUAAAUAUUGUACUUCAUAGUAAUGUUAAGUACGAAUGAUUCAGGUUAAUAAAUCGUAUCCUAUACUCGAAAUGAUAUUUGAAAUACAUCGACAAAACAAGCUGUGACCUAUUCUUAUUGAAAUGACUGAUGAUAUGAUUAUAUUGACGUAGUCAAUCUUAUUUAAUACUCCGAAAUAUAACGAUUUCAAAUAGAUACUAAAGCUAUGUCUAUUCAAUUAUGGAUGUGCCAGAAGACCUUUUGAUUUGCCGUUUAUGUGGUGUAAAACUUAUAGAAGGAAAAUACAAAUAUAUCUUCAAUGAAUCUACAGACUUGAUAUGCAGGAUAAAAGAAACAUUACCAAUUUCUAUAUCUAUUGAUGAUGAUGGCCCAAAAUGCAUAUGCUUAUCGUGUUACGAAAAGAUCAGUUCUUAUUACAAAUUCGUUCAAGAUGUGGUAGAACAUUCAAAACGAUUGGAAAAUGCAUCGGAAAUCAAAUCCUUCUUUGGCUCGUCGAAAGAUGUACCAAAUAUUUCACAAAUUCGUAGCGAUGCCGUCUACCCAUGCCCGAAUUGCAACGUAGACUUAAUGAUUUUAUUAGUUAGUAAUCUGCAAGGCUGUGACACCUUUCAAAUCUCUUUAGCUAUGGUAAAUGAUGCGAACAAAAAGUAUAUUACAAGAGCGGAGAGUAAAAAUGUAGAGUUCCUCAAUAAUGUUGGAAUGAAUGAGCUUUUCAAACACGAAGAGAAAAUAGAAACUGUAGAGAAGAUCGAAGAUACGUCUUAUCAAGCGAAUGUUAAACAAGAAGAUAAUAUAAAUUUCAUCGACAAACAAUGCUUAGAAACUAAAGGAAAGAAUGAAUUAAAAAAGCACUUCAAUGAAUUUGACUCUUCUGAUUCUCCCAUACCAAAAAUCUUGAAAUUGGCAGAAUUAUCUUCUGUGCCUAAUGAAAACAUAUUGGGCUGCGAUUUCGGUUCUGCAGACCUAUCAGUAAAAAAUGAGCCAGAAGGUGACAAUGCUUACUGUGCAAACAGUGAAAGCGAGAAGAACGCGUAUGCAACUGAUUCGCAAAAUAUUAUCGAAGACGACGAUGCACAUGACGACAAUGACGAGUACAAAUCUUGUUUAAAAUACGUGUGUAAAUUAUGUGGUGCACGCUAUCUCUCGCAUUUAAAAUACGAAUUUCAUGUGGAGAGGCACAGAGCAGGUAAAAUACAUAAAUACGAAUGUACCGUAUGCGACAAGGAAACAAGAACUGAAAAUCUAUUAUGGGAUCAUUAUUUUCAUACGCACAAAAGCUUGCAACGUUACGUCUGUACAGAAUGCGGUAAAGUAUUUAGGAAACGGUCCAGACUGAACGUCCAUCAAAAGAACUUCAAACACUGCGGCAUGAAACAAAUACAAGUUGAUUCGAGCGAGCAUACGAUCAACGGGGAUGAUGCAACGCAAACCACACGGAAACAAGCUUGUGUGAACUGCAAUCUUUGCGGUAAACUGAUAUCAGAUUUAGACCCGGAUGCUAUUAACGAUUUAGUUACUUGCGCUACGUGUGAAGAUUCUACGCUGUCCUUAAUGGUAGACGGAAACGAGACGAAAGUUGAUAUAUUUGUUAUUUAUCCUACGGUCGAAGGCGAGUCAAUCGUGAAAAUGGCCGGGGAAAAGCGUAGCCAGGAUCAAGAGGAAACGUUACUGACGGGGACGGUGAUAUUGGUUGAUAUUGAGGGCACCACAACGAGCAUAAGCUUCGUGAAGGACACACUUUUCCCUUAUGUACGGGAAAAUGUGAGCAAAUACAUCGAAACGAAAUGGGGGGAUGAGGAAUUCAAGAAAGAUCUUGAAAAAUUAAAAGAACAGGCGAAAAAAGACGAGGAAGACAAAGUCGAAGGUUUCGUUCCUAUUUCUGGUGCCAAUGCCGAAGAAGAGCGACAAUCGCUCGUAAAAAAUGUAUUAUGGCAAAUGGAUUGCGAUCGAAAAACUGGUCCAUUGAAACAGCUACAAGGACACAUGUGGCGCGAAGCUUAUAAUUCUGGAAAAAUUAAAGCACAUGUUUAUGACGAUGUACCGAAAGCACUUGAAUCAUGGACGAGUGAUGGAAAGAAAGUCUAUGUUUACUCGAGUGGCAGUGUCGAAGCACAAAAACUACUAUUCGGACAUUCGGAACACGGUGAUUUACUCAAGUAUUUCAAUGACUAUUUUGAUACCGAAGUAGGCGCGAAGCAGGAGGCAAGUAGCUAUAAAAAUAUAUUAUCGAAAAUUGGAGCGGAACCAUCAGACGUAAUUUUCUUGACCGACGUCGUCAAAGAAGCAACAGCUGCUAAAGAGGCAGGUUUAUCAGCAAUAAUAGUAUUACGCGAAGGCAAUGCUGCUCUGACGGAUGAAGAAAAAGUGGCUUUUACGACUGUUAAAUCGUUUUUGGAUUUAUCGUUUCAAACGUCUCCGAAACGGCAGAAGUUAGAGAGUGCUGAAGGUCAGGAGAACGCAAGCACGAAGGACAAGCCUGAUGCUAACGAGCCGAUGGACACGUCCGAAGACGUUGAAAUGUCCGAUGCUAGCGAGAAGAAGAUCGAUAAUGCGCAAGCGAAGGAAGUCGCUCAGGAUGCGGACAAGGUAUGUGGAAAAGAUCAAUUAGCGAAAGAACCGCAAGGCGACAAAACAGGUGAGCCAAUGGUUAUCGAUGCUAAAGACCCUCCGAGCACUGAGAACGCACCUGAUAAGUCAGAGGCUCAGCAAUCAGAGGUGAGUACAAAAGUAGACGCUGCCGAAAAGGCACAACCUGCCACCGUUGAAGCGUCCAAUACCGAAAAGUCGACAGUUCCCGAGAAAAUAGAAACACCUGCAGAGACAAAAGAGGAAGCGAAAGAACCUAAAUCGGAGCCAAUUCCUACUGCAAAUGAUUCCGCUGCGGUGAGCGACUCUAAGACAAAGUCCGAAGAAGUUUCUAACACAGAGAAUAAGACUGAACAACCUACGAACGUCGUUAAAGAAACAAAAUCUCAAGACGCCACAGUGACGGAUGAAAAAGUCGAAAAUAGUAUAAACGAGAAAUCGGAAGAGUGUGCCAAGAAGGUAGAAAAUGAAACGAAAGAGGAACCCUCUGAAAAAGUAGUUAGUAAAACAGAAGCUCAAAAGACAGAGACCGAGACUCCUUCCGCGAAGUCUGCGCAGGAAGCGACAAAACCGGAAGAUAAACCAGCGGAAAACGGUGAUGUUCCAUUGACGAAUGUAGAAAAGAUUUCUGCCCCGACGAUAAAAGAAGCAGAAGCUGUUGAUAGCAAAGCGGAUGGAAACACCGAAGCGAAAAGUGCUACAGAGUUGAUCAAAGAAACGGAGGAGACCGCGACUCCGAAGGUGAAAGAUGCGGAGGAAACAGUGGAGAAACAGAAAGCAAGCGCGGAACCAUCGAAACAAGAAUCCGCGGAUAAGUCAACGAAAGAAGAGACAGUAGACGAGGCGAAGGAAACGAAUGCUGAUGCCGAAAAGAAAAAGCUAAAUGGUACAACGCAAAAUGGAGACACAGGUGACAAACUGCAAAGAAACGGAUUGAACGAAGGACCCUCUAGCGAAAAUGUUAGCUCGUCUACGAGCGAAAAUACAUCCGCGCAAAACGGUGAGCCAGAGAGUUCCUCGGAGGGUAGCGCGGAAUCUAUAAAAGUCAAAAAGGUCGUCGAUUCCGCGGUAGCCGACGGUGCUGGUGAACCCGACGUUGUUCCACCCGUAGUUGUAGCUGCGACGUCUUAAUCUUGUUCUUGAUACAUUUUAAGAAGUCCUUCAUACAUAACCCCAGCCCAUAAUACUUAUCCGCAGAUAUAAACUGACAAAAAAAUUGGCUCCCUAAAUCUUACAUAAAUCGUACGACGUUAAAAGUGUAGUACGUUAAUUUAAGACACAGUUCGUAUAAGAUUUUUCUAUUUCUAUUUCGAAAAGUGUGAGGGAAACAAUAAUACAAUGUAUACAGCGUGUUUCAGAUUCGAUUAUCAUUCGUAUGGCGCAUGUAUGUACUUUUCUUUUUUCAUAAAAGAGAACAGAAAGCUCGAUUCCUACGCUACUUAAUUUAUUCUAUUGCAAUUCUAUCAGUCAUUUUAUUUAGCGAUAUUUCUUUUACGUUUGAUAUUAUACGUGUACUUAUUAAUUUAAUUAAGAUAAUCGGAAAUGUCACUCGCUGUAGUCUCAUUUUCCUUUUUCUAUUGCAUUUUAUGAUGUGUAUUAAGAUUCUUUUAUACUGCCUAAACGGAAUGUUACGGUAUGGAAAUGCAUAACAUAGAGAAUUCAUUGUAGUUGGAGUAUGCUAAAAUAGCGAACGUACUUUGUGCCAAAUGACUCGAUUCGCCAAUUUUCAUGAUGUUUCUAUGAUUAUACUUACAUACCAUGCAACGUUCAAAGAUCUGAUCGAUAUUUUAGUUACUUGCAACAAUCAGGGGAGUUUGACUAUGUAUGAUUUUAAGACUGAAUUGGUAAUGCCUCGAACAGUCGCUGGCUUUAGUCUAUAUAGAUUUUUGCAUACUGUUCAUGUACUUAAUUUCAUGAAGUGAUAGCGACACAGUGGUCUUCGAACUUGAUCGACGAUGUUAUAGAAGUAUUUUUGCCACGUUCUGAAGGACAGUACGCGACAUCAGAGAUUCCUAUCUUUUUUCUUCCGAUUUAUUUAUCCAACAUACCUCUAGUUUAUAGCACUUCGAACCAUUUUUGUCUUUUUUAUAUAUAUAUUUUUUUGUACCAUUACUUUUGUCGAUGUUAAGUGACUUUCGAACGACUGAAAAUUUCUUAUUGCAUUUAUAAUGAAUAAAUAUUCAAAUUACGGUCAAGCAUCAUUGACCGUAACUUGAUUAGUUAUUUAUUAUCCAUUCCUACAAAAUUGACUGUGAUUUAACGAUAUACUGCUAGACAUAGGAGACUUGAAAACGAUUCAUCAUUUAUCAUGCAUGCAUAUCAAUUUCUUUGCCAGUUCAUAGUAUUAUUGUUAAUUUUGUUCAAAUUACACGUCCUUGCUCUGUCGAAAUCACUGUGAAAAGACUGUAGACAGUAUAGAUAGUAAAGAUGAAAAUGUUCUUCAUUUCUUCCGCUUCUAUUUUUAUUUUUGCCGGCGGCUAUGCCAGAAAAAUUCAACGACCCGCGACAGCGAUUAAACGAAACAAACGAAAUGCAACGUCAGCGUGUUCUACACUCGUUAUCUAUAAGUACCAUAUGUAUAGUCAGCAACAAGUGACAUUGCGAGACUUCGAACAGAUGCAUAUUUUACAGGACACUAGACAGACCUCGCAUUUAUUUAUAAGGUGUCCCUUUCUUAUAAACCUUUUUAAUACUCAACGAUUUCAUUUUCGAUGUUGCUUGAACCAUGACGAGUGAAAGAACGGAGAUCGAACUGAUUUUAAACGAUAUCUUAUCCUUAAGUCGAGAUUAAAAACAGUUUCCAAUCGGUAUUAUAAAAUGUAAUACGAUUGCAUAAUCAACGGACGCAUUAUCGAACGUAAAUAUGCCCAGAAAUGCUCAAUUGCGAUAUUUGCGCGAUUUUAUUGAAAUUUUAAGGGAACGUCUGUUAGGAUGCACACAAUGUUAAUAGUAUCCGAGUCACAAUUCUUUUAACAUCUUUGAAUCCUAACGUCUGUUAACAUCAUAUUAGAAAAAGAACAACUAAGUGACUGCCAACGAUAAGACUAAACGGGCCUACGAACGCGAAUUGGUGGUGUGUACCAAGUUCCUCUCGGCUGACUUUCACGGCAUCAUCCGAUAUCAUCAUCCUCAUAUCAUCCAUUCUUAUUCUUGCGUCAAUAGCCAAAGGGACCGAAUUGCACACAGCCAGUCCGCGGCGUAUUUCCUUUUUUUUUUCUUCCUAUUUCAUAUGCUCAAUUUUUAACGAAAUCUAAACCCCCCUUUCUCGGAUGCGUACAGGAUCGAUUUUAAUUGUGGUAAACUUAGUGACCGAAAUGGCGUUCUUAGGGUACGUUAACUCUUACUUCCAUUUCUAAGUAUUAUUUACGAGUAUUAAGCUUCAAGUAUUUUACAAAUGAAUUGAUUAAAGAGCUAUGUGAAAAAUACGUUGAAAAAUGAUUCUUUUCUUUGACUAUCAAUACUGCAAGUAGUAAGGUAAAUUAAGAUGUGUUGUAAUCUCGUCAACGUUUGCUCGUGCUCGAUGCGACCAUUUCUCUAAGGAUACAGAAUGACUACAAAAAGUAUUGACAUACCAUGACACAAUUUUACAUAAUUACAAUACAGAGUUAUCACCAAGAGAAUGAUUCAUACCCCGAUCGGCUUCAUGGCAUGAGGAAAGCUGUGUGAAAAAGAUUCAUGGUCUUAUCAAUAACUUUUGGAGUCAUAUAGUUUUGUAAUCGCGUGACAACUGUACACUGCCUUAUUAUUUAUUAUUUUAUACGACUUAGCAAAACUUGAACGAUUAAGACCCAUCAGCUAAGAAAUUUUUUUUUUUUUGAGAUUAAAGAGAUGAGUACCUUACAUGUAUGUACUAUCGUUUUUUUAUAUUUUUAAUCGCGACUGUGACACAUUUUAUCAUUUGAACUCAUACGUAACACGACAGUUGUGGAUCUUGUAAGCGCUAAGCAUGUGAGUUUCGCAGCUUACAAAUCGCACAGCUACUUUAAACUGUAUACUUAAGAUUCGUCCUCCUUUCGAAGUAUAUUAGAUAUCUAAUUAAGUAUCGAAGAUAGGAAUUACUAACAAACAAUAGUAUCGUAUCGAUUAGCGAUUAUUAUUUGUAAUUCAUUGGCUAUUUUAUAUAACACGUCAAUAUAAACGUAGGAGAGAAUGUACGGACUUUAUUGAUACUUUUUAACGAUAAACCUUCUUCGGAGAUACUUUUAAGGAUCUCGUAUGCUCGUCUGUUCCGUUGCCCAUCAAAUAUUUCCUACUCCCCUUCUCAUUUUUCUUUCCCUGCUUUCAUUUACACGAGACAAUUCGCAGUUAUUACUAUUUAUCAGUGUUGUUAUAUAAACGAUUAACGUAUGCGUGUUUCCAUAUGUGUGUGUGCGUGUAUAAGUGUGUGCGAGUGUGUUACACGACGAAGGCACAAACAAAAGCUACGAUUUAUUUCAUCGUAUUAACAUUGAACGGUCAUUGAAGCCAUUUUACCGAACAGAGUUGGAACAUGCUACAUACUGAUUGUGAGGCUCCGAAAAUAGUAUGCACUGUACAGAAAACAAUCGACGAUUCCCCCUUCUCUCUCUCUCUCUCUCUCUCGUUCAUAUUCGUAGAGCAAAAUAAACGGAUUUUGCCAUUAGAAUUCGUGCGUUCAUCUUUUAUUUCAUGGUUCCUAAGGGAGAUAAUAUAUUUGGAUACACGCGUUCGGAUGCUAAGAGAAAGAGAGAAAGGACGUCGAUGAUAUCGGAGCGAAUUUGAACGUGCUCGACUCGAUAGUAGUUUAAUUUUUGUUUAGAUUUAUCCAAGGUAUCGUGCAACUGGUGGCAAAUUAUUGCGUAUACGACGCGACAUGAUGUAUAUCUAAAUACGUGGUACGCUAAACCCGUAAUAGAAGCAAGGAACUAAUUAGCGUCCAUAAUUUAAAAUUAAAAAGAUCGAAAUAAAUAUAUAUAUAUAUAUACGUACAUACACAUAUAUAUGUAUAUAUAUCGAUGCACACGUCAAAUGAAAAACGCCCGGUAUUGUUUCUUCGAAUUGGUUCACGCUAACUCUCGCCCUCGGCUAGUCGAUAACGUUAGGUGCAGCAGGCAUUUUCACCCGAUCGAUUCUGACAUGAGUGCUAGUCAUUCUACAUACUACUAUGCGCACCGCGGCAUCAAUUUUCAACCAGCCAGUUUGCCAACGAACAUUAUCAAACGUCUCCGUCGUUCCAAUGACAGUUUUCGUUAAAGCAAUAACACUUCUCGGGUACGACCACUUUCAUUUCCUCGACGUAAUGUUAAGAACAAGAUGUAUCCAAUAUUUGGUACUUGAAAUACAUAUUGUUCAAAUGUACGA
Molecule: messenger RNA, 8502 nt
Organism: Ceratina calcarata
Lineage: Eukaryota; Metazoa; Arthropoda; Insecta; Hymenoptera; Apidae
Gene: Enoph
Product: enolase-phosphatase E1
Exons: 9
Coding region: 817-4314 (1165 amino acids)
Cellular component (GO): nucleus
Molecular function (GO): magnesium ion binding; zinc ion binding; acireductone synthase activity
Source: RefSeq, a predicted model, not a curated record